AUGGGACUCGACUAUUAUAAAAUUCUUGGCGUUCCCCGGGAUGCAGAUGAGGCAGCCUUGAAAAGGGCGUACCGGCGCCUCGCAAUGAAAUGGCACCCGGACAAGAACCCUGACAACAAGGAGCUCGCUACGCGAAAGUUCAAAGAAAUCAGCGAGGCGUACCAGGUUCUCGUAGACCCUAGGAAACGCGAAAUAUAUGAUAAAUUUGGUGAAGAAGGCAUCAAGGCCGGCAUGCACGAGAACGGUGGUGCAGGCGCCGGCGGUUUUCCUGGCGGCUUCGCCGGCUUUCCAGGAGGGGCGGGCGGUGGCGGCGGCGGUAACGGCACGACCUUCUUCUUUUCUUCAGCGGGGCCCGGUGGCGCCGGCAUGCCCGGUGGCUUCGGAGGCUUUGGUUUCCAGGAUCCCGAAGAGUUAUUCCGCGAAUUUUUCGGUCGCGCUGCGGCAGACGAUCCGUUCACAUCGUUUUCAUCGAGAACUGGCGGCGGUGCUGGAAGCAGUCGCUUUGGCGGAGCGUCUCCUUUCGAUUCCGGCUUUGGCGGCGUUCGGCGAACUCAAAAGAAGGCGCCCGAUCAUGAAGUGCCCCUCGCUUUGACCCUAGAGGAGCUGUACAGUGGCACUCAGAAGAAAAUUAAGCUCACGAAACGAAUACGGGACGCUUCGUCCGGACAAAUUGUUCCCGUCGAGAAAAUCCUUACGAUUGAUAUUCGACCAGGCUUCAAGGCCGGUACGAAAAUCCGCUUCGAGCGAGAGGGCGACGAAAUCGACCCUAACGAGAUUCCAGCUGAUGUGGUCUUCAUUCUGAAACAGAAGCCGCAUCCGCUUUUUGAGCGCUCAGGUAAUGACCUUAUUUACAAUGUGCAGGUUCCGCUCAAGGAUGCGCUGACUGGGACGGAGAUCGAGUUCAAGCACCUCGAUGGCCGUCGGCUGCGAGUCAAAAUACCGGAGGUCGUCCAUCCGGGCUUUGAAAAACGGAUUAACGGCCUGGGCAUGCCGAAUAGCAAGAACCCGAACGAGAAGGGUGACAUGAUCCUGAAAUUCAAGGUUCUGUUCCCUGUAACCCUCACAGAGGAGCAAAAGCGACGAAUACGAGAUAUUUUGUGA
Cyanidioschyzon merolae strain 10D is the source of this 1101-nucleotide messenger RNA. RefSeq names its product DnaJ homolog, subfamily B. The transcript has a single exon. NCBI's taxonomy places the organism in Eukaryota, Rhodophyta, Bangiophyceae, Cyanidiales, Cyanidiaceae. Gene Ontology annotation, molecular function: protein-folding chaperone binding. Gene Ontology annotation, cellular component: cytosol. Bases 1 to 1101 code for a protein of 366 amino acids. The record is from RefSeq and is a predicted model, not a curated record.